Molecule: messenger RNA, 1862 nt
Organism: Emiliania huxleyi CCMP1516
Lineage: Eukaryota; Haptophyta; Isochrysidales; Noelaerhabdaceae
Exons: 6
Coding region: 5-1546 (513 amino acids)
Molecular function (GO): protein binding
Source: RefSeq, a predicted model, not a curated record
CGGGAUGAGCGUGCCGGAGUCGAGCAACGGCUCGCCCACGGAGCUUCUCGCCUCCGGCUUCCGCCGCGCUGACGUUGUUCGUCUGGUCACGCAGUGCCUGCACUCUCUUGGCUACGAGCGCGCUGCGUCGGAGCUCGUUAACGAGUCGGGCGUGCAGUGCUGGCCGGAGCCCGUCUCGCGCUUCCGCGCCGCCCUAUUGCAUGGCGAGUGGGGCGCAGCUGAUGCGCUCAUCACAAACCUACACCUUCCCGACCCGGCGAGCCGGCGCGUGCGUUUCCUGGAGCUUAGCACCUACCUACUCUGCCGCAGCGUGGAGGAGCUCAAGGCGCGCAGCGGGUGGGAUGGCGGCGGAGGCGCGUCGCGGCGGCUGCUCCUCGACGAGCUGCAGGAGCACAUCCCUCCCUCACUCCUGCUCCCCGAGAACCGGCUCGAGACGCUGCUGCAGCAGGCAGUCCGCUGGCAGACAUUGCACGCGCCCCCACUCACGCCCGACGACGUCUCCCCGUCGCUCUUUGAGGACGUCUCCUUUCGCCACGAUGGUCUGCCUCGGGAGGCGUCUCUGGUGCUCGAGGGCCACGCGGACGAGGUGUGGUGCGUCGCGUUCUCGCACUCGGGCGCCGCCCUCGCCUCCGCCUCCCGCGACGGCGCCGCCGCCUGCAAGUGUUGGCCCCCUCGGGGAGCAAGUCUCACGUGUUCGCGACUCGUCCGCACAGGCGCUAUCGUGCUGUGGGAGGCGACGAAUCCGCAGUUCGCUCGGCGCGCGCUCAUCCCGGCACACUCCGGCGCCAUCGCUACUGUCGCGUGGAGUCCCGACGACACGCUGUUGCUCUCGUGCGCCGCCGACCGCACAGUCAAGUUGUGGAACGCGCCGGCGGGCGACUGCGCCGCGACCUUCCGCGAGCACACCGAGGCGGUGACCGCGGUCGUGUGGCUGCCUUCGGGGGCGCACUUCCUCUCCUCGAGCAGCGCUGGCAAGCGGGUCAUCCUGUGGGACUUGGGCGGCAACGCGCUGCAGUCGUGGCACGGCCCGCGCGUCACGGACCUUGCCGUCGCGGCCGACGGCGCGCGGCUGCUGGCCGUGAGUGGCUGCACAGUGCGGAGCUGCCCGCUCACGGCGGGUAGCGACGGCACGCCGCGGAUGGUGACAGAGGACGUCCACUCGUGGGAUGAGACUGACGCGAUCUCGUCCCUCGCGAUCUCGAGGGACUCGCGCGCGGUGCUCCUCAACGUGGGGUCGCAGGAGGUGCAUGCUUGGGACGUGGACGGGCGGCGGCGGCUGGGCUCGUACUCCGGCCACCGGCAGGGCCGCUUCGUGAUCCGCUCCGCCUUCGGCGGCAAGCACGACGGGCUUGUCCUCUCGGGCUCCGAGGACACGCAGGUCUACGUCUGGCAUCGGCACAGCGGCGCGCUGCUGCGGAAGCUGCCCGGCCACUCGUGUGCUGUCAACAGCGUCUCCUGGAGCCCGGCCUCGCCGCACCUGUUUGCCUCGGCUUCCGACGACCACACUGUCCGAAUCUGGGGGCUGCCGCCACCCUCGGUUUCGUAGGUUCGCCCGCCGGCGGCUCGCCGUUCCUGCGCCCGCUGGGCCGAGGCUGAGGGGAUGCGAGGGCCUCAGUGCUCUGCGGUCCCUGCAGCUGUGUAUAGUAGAGAGGGGCGCUGGAGAUCUGGAGCGGGUAGCGGAGAUAUCCAAGGCAGCCAGAGGCCAGAGGCUCCCGCGCUGGCACCCCGCUGGCAGGCUCCAGGCACUCUGCGAUGUGCGAAACACGCGAAAGCAAAAGGGAGAAACCGUAUGGCUAUGCCUAUGCGCUAUGGCAGCAGACACGAGACAGGAGAGAAUUCACCAGAAAAGGCAAAUGUAAAGC